AUGGCUGCGCAGGAGACAGAGAAGCUCAAGCAGCUUGACCUGAAUGGUCAAAACGAGCAAGCAGAGACCCCCGCGGCCAACCAGACCGGUGAAGCGGACGACUCUGAUGACGACCAGGAGGAUGGAGAAGGUGCUCCUGAUGCCGGCGAGGCUGGUGCCGCCAAGAAAAAGAAGAAGCGCAAGUCCAAGAAGAAGAAGAAGGGCGGUGCCAAGGUCCAGACAUCGCCACCUACGGUGCCUGUGUCCAACCUCUUCCCCAAUGGCCAGUACCCCGAGGGCGAGAUCGUCGAAUACCUGAACGACAAUGCCUACCGUACCACCAGUGAAGAGAAGCGCUACCUCGAUCGCAUGAACAAUGAUUUCCUCCAAGAGUACCGUCAAGGUGCCGAAGUUCACCGUCAAGUUCGCCAAUACGCACAGAAGAACAUCAAGCCCGGCCAGACCCUGACAGAAAUCGCCGAGGGUAUUGAGAACUCAGUACGCGCCUUGACCGGCCACGAUGGUCUCGCAGAGGGUGAUAAUCUCAAGGGUGGCAUGGGUUUCCCUUGUGGUCUGAGCAUCAACCACUGUGCCGCGCAUUACACCCCAAAUGCUGGUAACAAGAUGGUCCUCAACCAGGGUGAUGUUAUGAAGGUUGAUUUCGGUGCUCAGCUGAAUGGUCGUAUCGUGGACAGUGCUUUCACCAUGACAUUCGAUCCUGUUUAUGACCCGCUACUUGAAGCAGUCAAAGAUGCUACCAACACUGGUAUCCGGGAAGCUGGAAUUGAUGUCCGCAUGAGUGAUAUCGGUGCUGCGAUUCAAGAAGCCAUGGAGAGCUACGAGGUUGAGCUCAACGGCACUAUGUACCCGGUCAAGUGUAUUCGUAACUUGAACGGACACAACAUUGAGCAGCACAUCAUCCACGGUGGCAAGAGUGUGCCGAUUGUCAAGGGAAACGACCAGACUAAGAUGGAGGAGGGUGAAGUAUUCGCCAUCGAGACCUUCGGCAGUACUGGAAAGGGCUAUGUUCAGGAAGAUAUGGAAUGCUCUCAUUAUGCUCUCAACAACGACGCGCCCAACGUUCCUCUCCGCCUCACCUCCGCUAAGAACCUUCUUGGCGUCAUCAAAAAGAACUUUGGUACUCUGCCUUUCUGUCGUCGUUACUUGGACCGAUUGGGUCAAGAUAAAUAUCUCCUUGGCUUGAACAACCUCGUCUCUUCUGGGGUUGUCCAGGAUUACCCUCCCCUUGUCGAUAUCAAGGGUUCUUAUACAGCUCAAUAUGAACAUACUAUCGUGCUCCGCCCCAAUGUUAAGGAGGUUAUUAGUCGUGGCGACGACUACUAA
Molecule: messenger RNA, 1323 nt
Organism: Penicillium malachiteum
Lineage: Eukaryota; Fungi; Ascomycota; Eurotiomycetes; Eurotiales; Aspergillaceae
Product: methionine aminopeptidase 2
Exons: 7
Coding region: 1-1323 (440 amino acids)
Biological process (GO): proteolysis
Molecular function (GO): metalloaminopeptidase activity
Source: RefSeq, a predicted model, not a curated record